This is a messenger RNA of Fusarium sp. VM40, 1143 nucleotides long. The record is from the annotation of a GenBank genome assembly. NCBI's taxonomy places the organism in Eukaryota, Fungi, Ascomycota, Sordariomycetes, Hypocreales, Nectriaceae.
AUGACGAGCGAGCGUGUAAAGGCUUCCGUCCUCUAUGGCGCGAAGGACCUCCGUUUAGAGGAACGCGAGCUUCUCCAGCCCACCAGUCAUGAGGUCCAGGUUGCUGUUCAGUCUACUGGUCUCUGUGGCUCCGAUCUUCACUACUACAAUUACUUUCGCAAUGGCGACAUUAUCGCUCGGGAGCCACUAACUCUCGGUCAUGAGUCUGCCGGUAUAGUUGUCUCUGUCGGCUCGGAAGUUACAGAUCUGAAGCCUGGAGACCACGUCGCUCUCGAGGUUGGCCUGCCCUGUGAGGCAUGUGAUCUUUGCAGUGAGGGCCGCUAUAAUAUUUGUCGAGAUAUUAAAUUUCGUAGCUCUGCCAAAGCGAAUCCUCAUGCGCAAGGAACACUUCAAAAAAAGAUUAACCAUCCUGCAAAGUGGUGCCAUAAGAUGCCCGACCAUGUCAAUCUUGAUCUUGGUGCUCUGGCUGAGCCUCUUUCAGUUGCUAUGCAUGCUAGAGACCGAGCUGCUCUUCCAGACGGUUCCACUAUUCUUAUCAUCGGCGCUGGCGCCGUCGGACUGCUGGUAGCUGCUAUCGUUAAGGCUGGCCGGGCUAACACUGUUAUUAUCGCCGAUAUCCUUAAGGACCGUCUUGACUUUGCUACUGCCAAUGGAUUCGCUGAUGCUUCCGUAUUGGUUCCUAUGGAUCGUCCACAAACCAUUGGGGAUAAGCUUGCAUUUGCUCAGAGCGUAGCUGCUCUAGUGAAGGAGACUAAGGUCAAUGGGUCGAAAAUUGGAGAAGUCGCAGCUGUCUACGAAUGCACCGGUGUUGAGACCUGUCUGCAAACUGCGAUCUAUGCAACUAAACCUGGAGGCAAGGUCAUGAUUAUUGGUAUGGGGACUCCCGUUCUUACUAUCCCAAUUUCAGCGGCCGCUCUCCGCGAGGUUGAUAUUAUAGGCGUCUUUCGCUACGCGAAUACAUAUAAGAAGAUCAUCAACCUUCUUGCCAGCCCUCCACCCAACAUGCCCGAUAUAAGCCGUCUUAUCACUCAAAGAUACAAUAGCAUAGAUAAGGUUGAAGAAGCCUUCCAAAUAGCGGGCAAGUCGCGGGAUGACCAGGGUAACCUUAUUAUUAAGGUCGUUGUAAAUUUUACCGAGAAAUGA